Messenger RNA from Apis cerana (Asiatic honeybee), 2416 nucleotides. It is a transcript of the gene Mob2, whose product is annotated as MOB kinase activator 2. The record is from RefSeq and is a predicted model, not a curated record. Lineage: Eukaryota; Metazoa; Arthropoda; Insecta; Hymenoptera; Apidae.
UCGAGUAAACAAACGUUAAGAAAAGUUGACGCGUGGAAGGAGCAGCGACUGGACGACGUUGCACGGCCGCCUCUCGGGCGCCAUUUCCGCCCAUCGAUCGGCAUCCUUGGUCGCCGUAAUCCUGGCGGAGGCUGCUGGCGCCAAUCCGUGUUCUCCGUGGUGGUGCAUGCAUGCCACGCUCGACCAGGAAGCGACCGAUCGUCCGGAUAAUCACACGCAGUUAAAAGCUCCUCUUGUUUUCGCCCUUCGACUUCCGUGUACACCCGACGGUCAUCGUACCACCGUGUUUUUAUUCGCUGUUACGAAAAGGAGGAGGAGGAGGAAAGAGGAGUCGUUAUUCGUGCGGCAGGGGUGAUUUAUGCCCGGCUCGGGGAGCCUUGAUUACCUACCAAGCAAAUGAAAGAAUACCGUGAAAGUGAGAGAGAGAGAGAGAGAAAGCUGUGAUUCAGCUGGAGCUCGCGCGAAUCGAGAGCGACUCAAGUUCAAUGAUAAUCGAGACGGACUUGGCACGCGUCACCGCGACCGGAUUCUCUCUUCGUUGAUCUUGGACCGAUAGUGGCGCCACGCUAGCUACAGACAUGGCGUCGAUCAUGUUUCUGCGCGAAACAGAUCUGUCAGCGAAACAACGACUCUGCAACGUGUGUAUUGCCUCGUGUUCAACGAAGCUUCUUAAAAGAAUAUAUUAAAGCAAAUCGAUUAUUUAAACAGUGAGACAUUUCGAUUGAAAGAGACUUAGAAAAUAAAUAUCGACUCGGAAAGAAAUAAAAAUUUAAUAGAUAGAAUAAAUUAUAUUUGUGGAGGGGUGAAGUUUGAGGAUAGUUGGGAUUGAUCAAAGGUGAGAACACCAGGCGAUAAUCGGUGUCGCAGCCGGUGUUCGAUGAGAACCGAACAAGAUUUGGUGCAUACCCAGCGUACGUGAAAAGAUCCUCGGGCACGAGGACGGGGCGCCGAAGAGAUCGUCUUCAACCACGACGAUCACGACGACGACGAUGCUGCGCUCGCCGGCACGCGUCGUUCUCCAGGAUUCUUCCGCCUCGACGUCCUCGACCCUGUCGGCGCCACCGACACCAGUUCACCACGGCGCCGCCAGCAGCUCGACCGUCUCCUCGCGUCUUUCCCUCCUCGACACCUGCCACAGGAAGAUCAGGUUCUUCGGCGAGCUUGUCGCAAAAGCCCGACGAAAGGAGAAAGAUGCGGGAACAACAGAGGAUCCGAAAUUGUAUCUCGAGGAGGCGGCUCUUGAAAGGCAACUGCCAGAGCUGGACUUGAGGAUGUUGGUCGAUUUGCCACCUGGUUUGGAUUACAACGAAUGGUUGGCCUCUCAUACUCUUGCACUAUUUGAUCACAUCAAUCUCGUUUACGGAACGAUAUCCGAGUUCUGUACGAUGACGGGUUGUCCUGAUAUGACCGGUCCUGGCUUAAGAACUUAUCUGUGGUUUGAUGAGAAAGGGAAGAAAACGAGAGUGGCAGCGCCACAAUAUAUAGAUUAUGUUAUGACUUUUACACAACGCACCGUUAGUGAUGAAACUAUAUUUCCUACGAAAUAUGCAAAUGAAUUUCCUAGCUCGUUCGAAUCGAUAGUGCGUAAGAUCCUGCGGCUACUGUACCAUGUGGUGGCACACAUUUACCACUGCCACUUCAGAGAGGUAGCACUCUUGGGGUUGCAUGCUCACCUUAAUUGUGUAUUUGCCCACCUCACGCUCCUUAAUCAACGCUUCAACCUUAUCGAUCCCAAGGAAACGGAGAUCUUAGGAGAUUUAGAGGCUGCCCUCUUGGGUGACUCAACAUCUUCAUCAGCGCCUUCUUCACAAACCUUAGCCAUUCAGGAGACUCCGACCACAGCCACCUAGAUCGCGAUGCACAGCAAGCAAAAGGUUGCAGUUCCUGAGACUAGGUGACGAUAGGCGUUUUGUUUUUUCCUUUAUUCCUCUCUAUCCUUUCUCUUUCUUUCGUUCUCUCUCUCUUUCUCUCUCUCUCUCUUUCUUUUUCUUUCUUUUUCUCUCUAUUUUUCUUCUCUUUUUUCUUUCUCUUUUCUGUUUUGUUUUUUAAAUAGAAUAUGCGAACGACAAGAGUUUAAGCAUUAACGACUACAUACGCAGGUGGAGCGAAAGCGCAAUUCUGUAAAAACUAGUAGUACCUGUACAUAGCGAAGUGUGAACAACUACAUGAUGUAAUUAGGUUCCUCCGUUUGUUGUUUGUGAGAUUGUACAUAAUUUAUUAAACAGUAAGAUAUAACGAAAGAGAUGAAGGAUGAUUAUUGAUUAUUAUUGACGAAGUUAGUUGCUAUAAGAGGAUAAUUUGUUCUGUAAAAACAAAAAGAAAAAAGAAAAAAAAACAAAAAAUAACAAAAUGAAUGAAACUGAUAAUAAUAUUGUAAAGUUUAAAUAAUACCAAAUAUAUACCUGGUGUUAAGGCA